UUGUGCAACAGCCUCAUAUUUACAGAGAGCUUUGUCUCCCUCUGUCGGUAUUUCUCUGUAGUGAGUGAAUGUGAAAGAGGAAAAAGAGAGAGAAGUGAUGAGGUAACGGACGGUCUGUACCAUUACCUUGACAUCUGCUUUGGAGGCCUGAUUAUUUUUGAACAUCUUUAUUAACGUUGAGAGGUUUACUCUUAUAUCAGCUGACGGUGAGCCGACAGUCCUGCGCUUCAGAGCAGAGGACCAGUACAGCACCAUGAACUGUGAGAUUGAUGAUAUGGAGAAUCAGGUUGAGCAAGAGGAGAAGACGAGACUCAUAAAUCAAGUGUUGGAGCUUCAACACACACUUGAAGAUCUCUCUGCGCGUGUGGACGCAGUAAAAGAGGAGAACCUUAAGCUCAAAUCGGAGAACCAGGUUCUCGGGCAGUACAUAGAGAACCUCAUGUCCGCCUCCAGCGUGUUUCAGACCACCGACACCAAAAGCAAACGAAAAUAAGUGACCGUGUGUGUCAAGUCAGAUUGAUCCAUCUCUUCUCUUCCCAACAUUCAAACUACUAGCCCGUACAUAAGCCGAUGUUUGUUUUGUAUUUAUUUUGUUGUAAAAUAUACUGAUGCAUCUCUCAGCAUGGAUUGGGUAAUACUUGAACGGACUGAGCUGCUGCCUCUCCCUAUCAGCUAGCUGUGUUACAAGAUAUAAAAGGAUGCAUGAUGCAUUUUGUGAUCAGAUAAGUACAGAGCUGGUGUAAUACCACCUCUUCUGUAUAAUUCACUUAGCAGGUACAUAACCAAUCUUAGACCCUCUCAUUGACUUGACCAUUUUUAAGUACUAGAAAGCCAAAGUCUGGUUGAGUUUUUUUUUAAAGAUUUUUUUGGCUUUUCACUAACAUUUACAUUCAAUAUGUAUUAUGUAAAUGGAAGUUCAAAGCAAGCAGACUGCACCCAGAUGUGUUCCCUUGAAAGUGCAUGACAUCCCAUAACUAAAUUGCAUGAAGGCUAAGGAACUAGUCCUCCCUCUCUUAGUAUGCCUUUUUCUUGUUUGAACCAAGGUCCACAUUCCCAGUUAUCUCAAUGACAGUUGCUCAGCUGGCACAGAAAAUAUGCAAUUUGAAUUCUACCAUAUAUAAAAAUUGGCCGCUGACCCAUACUUAAGAACUUAUACAAGUAUAACUAAAAGGACUUCCUCUAAUUAGGUACAUUUUAAGAGGCCUUGAGUCACUGAAUUACAUUUACUCACUUUCAUGCUUGGAUUUAUCUUAAAAGAUCAGACUAGUGCUCGACAAACUUGCCAUCUUUUGAGUAGGAUCAAUAGACCACAGUGUGAACUGCAGCAUUGAGUCCGCUCUUCAUGGUCACGUCCUUUGGAUCGACGUAAAAUGGAUGAAAUAAAUGGAUCUUAGCUUUUACUGCUUUCAAAGACUGAAGUGAGGUUGCUGAGUGAUAUUGAUCUGAUUGCUCCAAAGCAUCUGCUUUAGCGACAUUUAUGAGUCUGGAUGCUCUGCUCUUUGCUCAGAGUUUGCUGAUGUGAAACUUCACUUAGUAUGAAUUAUUGACAUGACACUGAAGGAUCUGCCACAACACUACAUACUCACACUCAGUUCAAUAUUUCUUUUGUGAAAUUGUUCAUUUAUGUAAUUUAUACCUGCCUGUUCUGAAAGUGUACAUUUUAUUUUGUAAAUAUUUUGCCUUUAAUAAAAUAAUUUGCUUUUGCACAAA
This is a messenger RNA of Ctenopharyngodon idella (grass carp), 1710 nucleotides long. It is a transcript of the gene scoca, whose product is annotated as short coiled-coil protein a. The transcript has 4 exons. Bases 254 to 493 code for a protein of 79 amino acids. Lineage: Eukaryota; Metazoa; Chordata; Actinopteri; Cypriniformes; Xenocyprididae. The record is from RefSeq and is a predicted model, not a curated record. Gene Ontology annotation, cellular component: trans-Golgi network.